Symbiodinium sp. CCMP2456 is the source of this 1524-nucleotide messenger RNA. The record is from the annotation of a GenBank genome assembly. Lineage: Eukaryota; Dinophyceae; Suessiales; Symbiodiniaceae.
AUGGCGACUUCCUCCACCACGUCUGAGUUGUCGCGAACCCGCGCCAAUCAGCAGUCCUGCCCAGCGUUUUCGGAAAUUCAUUCCGCGCAGGAUGACGAAGUCGACAGUCAAGCCGGCGUCCUGUCCAUCGCCACGGGCCAUGCUAGGCCUUGUGAAGACGAAGGCGUGGGGAGCGAAUCCAUGGGCUUCCGCAGUUGGUUCGAGGACCGAGUGGGUGCUCCACGACUUGUGAGGAAGGAAAAGCGUAGCCCAGAAGAGCAGGGACGACGGGACACCGCGCUGGAGAAGGUUCAUCACUUUGCCACUCGGUGUGACAUCUCUUUGCAUUCUGGUAUGCCCGUCCGCACAGCAAUGUCGUCUCCAGACCUACAGGGCAACAGCUUGGCACUGGAAGCCAUGAACGAUUCACCCGAGGACGCGCUGAAAGGCAAGCCUUCGCCCAGUCCGCCGGCGUCAUGUUUCCAGGCCUGUGGCGACUUGAAAUCUUUGACCAGGAAGUUGAUGGCGCUCAUCCAAGACUUCUUGGGCAACGACUUAGGAGUGGCAGAUCCGGGUUUCCAGGAUCGCGAGAAUGCCGUCAUAAUCUUCGAUUGGGAUGACACCCUGCUGCCCACAACGUACAUCUUGAGCACGGUGAUUCCUAGCCUGCCGGAGGAAGAUCGUGCUGGAGUACUUCCAGAGUCCUCGCCGCACCAGGGUGCACUCGCAGCUCAUGCUCAUCUCGUCGGGUUUCUGCUGCGGACGGCGCGGCGAGUUGCACGAGUAGCGAUUGUGUCCAACUCAUUGAGCCCCUGGGUCGAGGCUUCCUCGGCUCGGUACUUGCCGGGACUGGACUUGGAGGGCUUGCUCCGUGAGUUGGAUGUGCCGAUCUACUAUGCACGCAGGCAUUUGCCAAACAUACCCGUCACCUACAAGGUGGAAAAAUGGGAUGUCCAUCUGGAUCGUUCUUCCGGUGGUCGCAUCGGCGUGGACAUAAUCCCAGAGUUCGACGGCUCCUUGGCCGUGGCGCGCAUCGAGGAGGGCGGCUUGAUGGACAAGUGGAACCAGGAGCAUCCGGACCAGGAGGUGCAUCCUGGAGAUCGCUUCUCAGAGGUGAACGGCUCUAGCCAGCACCUCACGGCAGAGUGCCGCAAGAUGCAGCAUCUGCGGAUCACAGUGUACAGAGCCGUACCGGACCGGGACCCCUACGUUGAGGCCAAGCGCAUCGACAUGGUGGCCUGUCUGGAGAAGUUCUAUGGCCGACAUCAGAAGUGGCGGCAGAACGUCCUCUCCAUUGGCGAUGCAUGCACAGAGCAGCAAGCCAUCAAGGAGGUUCUGCAGGAUUCAGGCGUGGCGUCGACGAGCGCGAGACGGCCCCUGUGCAAAACAGUUAACCUCAUUGACACUCCGACGCUGGAACAGCUCAGUAACGAGCUUCGAAUUCUCCUGGUCUGGCUGUCGCACAUGGUUCAGUACCACAAGGAUUUUGACCUGUUCAUGGAUGGGUUGGAUGACUUAGAGGCAGAGCUCUUCAAAAAAGCUUGA